This is a messenger RNA of Striga hermonthica, 558 nucleotides long. The record is from the annotation of a GenBank genome assembly. Lineage: Eukaryota; Viridiplantae; Streptophyta; Magnoliopsida; Lamiales; Orobanchaceae.
AUGGCUUGUACUCUCCUCGCCAGUAGCAAGACCCACUGCACCCCUUCUCCAGGUCGCGAAUGCAAGUACGCCGGCCAAUCAGUGAGGGCGCUUCCAAUUCGAAUUCUGAGUGUGGGGAAGAAGAGGUCUACAGGGGUUCAGCUCAUAGUCGAUGAGUAUGUCAGUAAGCUCAAGCUUUAUUGUCCCGUUGAAGAUAUUCGACUAAAGUCGAACCCAAGAAAUGCUCGGGAUGUGAUGGCUCGUAUCGAACACGAAGAUACAGCUGUGAUGAGCCUUAUCAAGCAAAAUGAAUGGGUUGUGAUGCUGGACGAGCGCGGAGUCGGUAUUAAUUCUGAGCAAAUGGCUUCAUUAAUUGGGGAUGCUGGGAACACAGGAGCUUCAAGCAUAUUGUUUUGUAUUGGUGGAGCUUAUGGCCAUGGAAAACAAUUGAGACAAAGAGCUGAUGUUUCGAUCCGGUUGUCGUCUUUGGUCUUAAACCAUGAAGUUGCCCUGGUUGUGCUGUCUGAGCAGCUCUACAGAGCUUGGACCAUCCUAAAAGGCCAGAAGUAUCACCACUAG